UGUUCCCAGCAGACAAGAACAGGUCUGGAACCCAACGAUUCUCUAUGGAUCAGAUGAGAGGGCUGUUCAAUGCAUGUCGGAAGCCAGGAAUACAGAAGGACGCCCUCUACAGAUACUUCAAAACAGAGAAUGAGGGACCAUGCCCCACUCAUAUUCACGUGAUAUGCAACGGCCAUAUCUUCAAAAUGACCGUCUUCGAUCGGGAGGGUCAAGCUCUGACCGCUCCAGAAAUACACAAACAGCUGGUGUUUAUCAAAGGAUUGUCUCGUCAGAGAGGGCAGGGCAUCGGGGCACUGACGGCAGAUGACAGGACCACCUACGCUCAGGCGUUCGAUCAUCUUGUAUCUCUCGAUCCAUGUAAUAGAGGUCACAUAGAAACAAUCAAGACGAGUAUCAUUGGCUUGGUUCUCGAUGAUGGGAUUCCAAAGAACUUGGCCGAGACCUGUUCAAACGGAGUCGCAGGUUCGUCGGCUAGCAAUCGCUGGUUUGACAAAACACUCAGUUCCAUAGUCACUUCCAACGGCACCAUCUGUUUUAAUGCCGAUCACGCCCCUAUGGAUGGAAUGGCUGUCGUAAUCUUAAGCAUGUUUGUGAACUCGAGGAUCAUAAAGGAUGGUGGAGACUGGCCCGGUGAGCUCACAGUCAGACCAGACAUUCCCAUGCCGAUAGAAAUGAUCUUCACUGUCGAUCAGAAGGUUCAAGAUGACAUUCAGCAUGCGACAGAGACAUAUCAUAAACUGGCUUCCAAUUACGAAGUUUUGUAUAGUGAGUACAUAUUGUUUGAAGGCGACCUCUUGAAGAGAAACAAGCUGCACCCCGACCCAACUAUACAAUUGGCUCUCCAGCUGGCUUACUUUACAACUUUUAAUAAGCCUGGAGCAGCAUAUGAAACGGCAACAACUCGUCAGUUCUACCAUGGACGAACAGACACCAUGAGAUCGUGUACCAUGGAGGCCAUUGAUUGGUGUAAAGCAAUGCUGGAUAGACAACCAGAUCCCACUCAUCAGCUACAUCUGCUGCGGAAAGCCCAUGACAAACACCUGGCCCUCAUGGCGGAAGCCGUGAAUGGUAAUGGGAUUGAUCGCCAUCUUCUAGGUCUCUACGUCCUAUCCGAAGAAAUGAACAUGCCAAUACCUGAGAUAUUCUUAGACAAGGCUUUCGUUCUCAGUGGAGGAGGAGGUAACUUCGCACUCUCUACCAGUACCUUAGGGGGUACCCCCGGGGUAGCAGCUAUGUCCCCCAUGAGACAGGAUGGGUAUAUGUGCUGUUACAGCUAUCAUAAACAGCACCUUCGCUUUACUGUGAGUUCUUUCAAGAGCUGUGCGGACACAAAUCCCCACCUCUUCUUUCGCCAAAUAACUCUGGCCCUCAACAAGAUCGCAAACCUACUCGAGUCUGCAAAACUUUAAAGGUCACAUUAAAGGAGAAUGAAACUCUUGGAGCAAGUUAGCUUUUGUGAA
Molecule: messenger RNA, 1460 nt
Organism: Lytechinus pictus (painted urchin)
Lineage: Eukaryota; Metazoa; Echinodermata; Echinoidea; Temnopleuroida; Toxopneustidae
Product: peroxisomal carnitine O-octanoyltransferase-like
Exons: 12
Coding region: 45-1409 (454 amino acids)
Cellular component (GO): peroxisome
Molecular function (GO): carnitine O-octanoyltransferase activity
Source: RefSeq, a predicted model, not a curated record